Aspergillus mulundensis is the source of this 765-nucleotide messenger RNA. RefSeq lists its product as uncharacterized. The record is from RefSeq and is a predicted model, not a curated record. The transcript has 3 exons. The coding region runs from base 1 to 765 and encodes 254 amino acids. Lineage: Eukaryota; Fungi; Ascomycota; Eurotiomycetes; Eurotiales; Aspergillaceae.
AUGCGCUUCGUCCCCCUUCUCGCCCUCCUCCCAGCGCUCGCUGUGGCCGAGGAGCAGGUCCCUCUCGCAGACCGUGUCCAGGGUUGGUUCAACAAGGCCAAGUCCUAUCUUCCCACCGCGACUCCCGUCGUUCCCGUUGCCGAGAAGGUGGUUGAGGCCCCCGUCAAGGUCAUCCAAGAAAAGACCGUUACCCCUUUCAACGCAACCAACUGGCAAUCGCUGCUCGAGCCGGCCACCGAUGCACAGGAUUGGCUAGUUUUCAUCACCGGCGGUAACAAGACCUGUUUCGGCCGUUGCGGCAAAGCCGAGGAGGCAUUCAACCAAUCUGUUCUUCUUUUCGCUGCUGACCCGACUUCGCCUAACCUUGGCUACCUUGAUUGUGAAUCUAACCAACUUCUCUGCUCCGCCUGGUCUGCUGGCGCUCCGUCCGUCUGGUACUUCAACGUUCCCCAAGCUCAAGCCACCGAGGAGCGUCCCUCUACUCCUCUACACAUUGUCUACGUGAACUCGACCACCGUAACCCCCGAGACCAUCUACAAGAUUCACUCCGAAAAGACAUACGAGAACAAGCCUGCCUACGAUGGUGCAUUCCACCCGACGGACGGCUGGCUCGCUCAGUACGGCCUUCUUGUACCUCUGGGCUACGUUAUCUACGGCUUUGGAGUUGUUCCAAGCUGGCUUUUCAUGAUUGUCAUCAGUAUGGCCAGCCGGACAAUGAUGAGCCGUCGACUUGGCAACCCAGGAGCUCCUGCUGGUCGUCGUUAA